Messenger RNA from Rhizophagus irregularis DAOM 181602=DAOM 197198, 939 nucleotides. RefSeq lists its product as uncharacterized. Lineage: Eukaryota; Fungi; Glomeromycota; Glomeromycetes; Glomerales; Glomeraceae. The record is from RefSeq and is a predicted model, not a curated record.
AUGAAAUUUAUGUCAAGGAGAGUAGUCUUGUAUUUUUUCUACCUCAUUUGUGUCAACCACAUUUCUUACCCGAGGGUAGAAUCUACAGAAGUAAAAUUAACAGAAAAUAGUGAUAACGAGCUCAGUAGUAAUGUUAUGAAGGCUUUGAUAAUGCUGGAAAUUGCCAGUUUGUCUCUCCGCAGCGCUUAUAUUAGAGCAGAUUCAUCUUUGUGGUCAUUUGUCAAUCUUCGUAGUUCUGUUACCAAUGAAGCAAAGGUAUACAGCAUCCAGAUUCUACCAAUUGCAACCACGCUCAUCCGACAUCUCCAAGAGUUCAGUGAAACUUAUGAUGCCAUAUCCUUUGAUGAAUUCAAGGAAGAUGUUCAUGUAUUGGCUAAAAAAGCAGAAGAAAACUACAAACUUAGUAAAUACGUAUCAGAACUUCAUAAAGCUGUUUACGCUGAAUUCAAGAAACUAGAGGAUCAAGCAAACAUCGUUUUAAAUGAUUUACAAAUGGAAACCAGACGUUAUGAGGCGGAACUACGUCCUCCCCCAAUUAUCGCUAGUGAACAGAAAGCCAUUAUUGCACAAGAAAUAGCCAUUAAUGAAGAGAAAAAACUUGCAGUUGCUGGAGCUAAGGCCAUUAAGGUAACUUUAGUCGAGUCUAUUAAUGAAUUUAUUAAUGCUAUAGGUAUUUUAGGUGUUGUUACUCAGUUCUUUGAAAUUCUGCAUCAAGAAUUGCUAACAUUUUCUAAUAAAUACGAAAAAUUCAAAGAAGAUCAAGCCAAAAUUCAUUUUAUAUUAAUUAAAAAGAAGGCUGCAACUCUUAAAUGGCUUUCAAAAAUGAAGGCCGAGAUCAAUGGAGAAAAUUUAUCAUUUCUCGAAUGGGGUAAAAAGUGGUUUAGAUCAAACAAGGAGAUUGCUAAUCUGCUAGGAUUACCAAGUAAUAAUGAUAGAUAG